Messenger RNA from Nicrophorus vespilloides, 2649 nucleotides. RefSeq names its product NADP-dependent malic enzyme (gene Men-b). The transcript has 6 exons. Gene Ontology annotation, cellular component: mitochondrion. The coding region runs from base 172 to 2031 and encodes 619 amino acids. Gene Ontology annotation, biological process: pyruvate metabolic process; malate metabolic process. Lineage: Eukaryota; Metazoa; Arthropoda; Insecta; Coleoptera; Silphidae. Gene Ontology annotation, molecular function: malate dehydrogenase (decarboxylating) (NAD+) activity; NAD binding; malate dehydrogenase (decarboxylating) (NADP+) activity. The record is from RefSeq and is a predicted model, not a curated record.
UCUAAUUUCGCGCAGCCGCGACCCAGUGUUACUGCCGCAGCCGUCCGCAACCUCCUCGAUCCAUCGUCGCAGAUCUCGUCCAGGAUCUGGCGCGAUCGAAAUACCAAGACAAUAGCAACAACCAUCAUCAUCAUCAAAGAGAAAGACGUUUGAAAGAAGAAGCAAGGAAGGAUGUUCGCCCUAGUGCCCAAGUCCCUUAUAUCGCGGACGACUUCGUCCGCGUUGUACAAGUAUAGUCCAAGUUUAUUAAACGCCUUGGACUUGGCUAACGAAAAUGCAGUCAGGCAGUUCCACCAGAUCACCGGUGACAUCAUCACGCCGUCGCAGGUGAUGGGUAUCGAUCAUUUGAGAGAUCCCAGAUUGAACAAGGGAUUGGCUUUUACGCUCGAGGAGCGUCAGGCUUUGGGUAUCCACGGACUGCAGCCUGCGAGAUUCAAGUCGCAGGAAGAUCAGCUUGAGCUGUGCAGGAUUUCGAUCAUGCGUUAUCAGGAGGAUCUUAACAAAUACCUCUACCUUAACGAAUUGCACGAUCGUAACGAAAAGCUUUUCUUCCGGUUGUUGUCCGAAAACGUGGAGAUGCUUAUGCCUAUCGUGUAUACGCCGACCGUGGGUUUGGCCUGCCAAAAGUUUGGUCUCAUCUACAGGAGGCCCAGAGGUCUUUUCAUCACCAUUAAGGAUCGUGGUCACUGUUUCGACGUCCUUAAAAACUGGCCCGAGCACGAUGUUAAGGCUAUCGUUGUAACUGACGGAGAGAGAAUCCUGGGAUUGGGUGAUUUGGGAGCGUGCGGAAUGGGUAUUCCUGUAGGAAAGUUGGCUUUGUACACUGCAUUGGCCGGUAUUAAACCUCAUCAAUGCCUUCCGAUCACUUUGGACGUUGGCACGAAUAACGAGACUCUGUUAGAGGAUCCUCUGUACGUGGGGUUGAGACAAAAGCGCGUCACCGGUCCCGAAUACGAUGAAUUUAUCGAUGAGUUCAUGGAGGCCGUAGUCAAGCGUUACGGACAGAACACUCUGAUCCAGUUCGAGGACUUUGGCAACCACAACGCGUUCCGUUUCUUGGACAAAUACCGCGGUCAGUAUUGCACAUUCAACGACGACAUUCAAGGUACCGCCAGUGUCGUCGUCGCUGGUCUCCUGGCCUCCAAGAGGAUCACCGAUAAGAAGAUUUCGGAUCACAAGUUCGUAUUCUUGGGCGCCGGAGAGGCGGCUAUAGGUAUCGCCGAUCUCUGCGUUAAAGCCAUGCAGAUGGAAGGUCUGAGCGUGAAGGAUGCCAGAGAACGUAUCUGGAUGUUCGACAUUGAUGGUCUUUUGGCUAAGGGUCGCCCGGAGGGUCGCCUCGAAGGUCACAAAGCCUUCUACGCCAAAGACCACAAACCGAUCAAGGAUCUGCGCGCCCUCAUCGAGGAGGUACAGCCAACCGCUUUGAUCGGUGCCUCUGCGGCUGGUGGCGCUUUCACCCCUGAGAUCCUCAAGAUCAUGGGAACAAACAAUGACAGGCCCUUGAUCUUCGCCUUGAGCAAUCCCACGCAUAAGGCCGAAUGCACCGCCGAACAAGCAUACAACAACACCGAGGGUCGCUGCGUCUUCGCCAGUGGCUCUCCCUUCGGCAAGGUCACCUACAACGGCAAGGACUACUACCCAGGUCAGGGAAACAACGCGUACGUCUUCCCCGGUAUCGCGCUCGGCGUCAUCGCUACCCGCAUCCAUCACAUCUCCGAAGAGUUGUUCUUGGUGGCUGCUCAAGUCAUCGCCGACAACGUAUCCGAGGAAGAUUUGGCCAAGGGCAGUCUUUACCCACCUCUGGGCAUCAUCCGCGAAUGCUCCGUGCAGAUCGCCACCAAAAUUGCCGCCUACGCUUACGAAAAAGGAUUGGCGACCGUCUAUCCAGAGCCGCCUAAUAAGCGUCAGUACGUCGAGGAUCAGAUGUACAGUUUCAACUACGAACCGUCUCUACCGAACAUCUGGUCGUGGUCAAAAUCUCCUGAGAUCAAGACCAAACCACUGAAGCCUGACAGCCUCUCCCAGAAAUAAGUAGUUCGAUUCGCCAUUAUAACUCAAUUGUAGAUAGUAUUUUUCCUCUUUCGCAAACGAAUUCCGAACGGAAAGUAACUAAGUUAACGGCAGCAGCUAUGGAGAAACAAAAAAAAAUAUGCAGCUCGGAGAAACAAAACGAAAAUAGUAGUAAUGUCGAGAAAAAAAAAACCGAUUCUCUCCUCCGGGGUGCGCGCCCGGUCACGUUUGGAAAGUAUUUUAUGUUUAUUUUGUUUUAGUUUAAGUUUUAUUUAUUUUUCGACUUGAAUUGAAUGGAAUGGAAUUAAUUGAUGGCAAAAGUUCCUCCGUUUUUUUUCAUUUAUUAUAAUUAUAAUUAUUUAACAUUAUCGACAUGUCCGUUUCGGUCACUUAGCGACGCGCUGUGCCAUUUUAUUUAUAUUUUUUUAGUAGUUAAAUACUCAUGAUCAUUAUUACCUCUCUUUCUUAUGAUGGAACGUGUAUAUACAAAAAAAGAAAAGAAAACAAGGGAUAAGCAGAAAAAGAACAUAAUAACACUUCUCACAACACGCGUAUCUAUAUAUAUAUAUAUUAUUUCAUCAGUGUAUCAUACUUUUGUCACCGACAAAACAAUAAAUAAAUGUUGUUGAUUUACACAAU